Molecule: messenger RNA, 550 nt
Organism: Papaver somniferum (opium poppy)
Lineage: Eukaryota; Viridiplantae; Streptophyta; Magnoliopsida; Ranunculales; Papaveraceae
Product: defensin Ec-AMP-D2-like
Exons: 2
Coding region: 83-346 (87 amino acids)
Biological process (GO): defense response
Source: RefSeq, a predicted model, not a curated record
CUUCCUUUGAGUAUUCUCAUUUCAUUCUCCGUUUCUUCUCUUUUUAUUCUGUAACUAGUUUAUUAACUUAUAAUUUCUGUCAAUGGAGCGUGCUACUCGUGUAUUUUCAACUACUGUUGUAGUUCUUAUGCUGCUUCUUCUCGCUACUGAGUUGGGGCCAAAUGUAGCGGAAGCGAGGCACUGUGAGUCACCCAGUCACAGGUUCAAGGGAAUAUGUGUAAGGAAGAGUAACUGUGCUGCUAUCUGCCAAACUGAAGGGUUCUCCAGUGGGAAAUGCAGAGGUUUUCGUUCUCGCUGCGUGUGCAUUAAGCAUUGUCAUCAUCAUGAAGAAGAAGUACAAAACUAAAUCCAGAAAUCAAGAUGCGUAAUGUUAAAAUGCAAUUAAAUAUGCAUUUUUCUCUAGGAAUAUUGUGCUUUUGGUGUUGUUGUUUCUGGCCUUUUGUUUAAGAAUUCUAGUGUUGUACGGUCAUGGCUUUGGAAGCUACCUUUGGGAUGCGUCUUUGUGUAAGCUUUAUGUUUUUAAUGUGAUCUGAUGAAUUAUUAAAAUAGU